AUAGUAUUUAAUUAAAAGGUUAAUGUAAAAGCAGCAGCGUGUGAUAACGUGUCAUUUCGAGUUUUUUUUUUACAUUUAAGGACAUAAAGUUGGGCUAAGUUAUAAGAUAUGGUGAAAAAAAGUCAAAUACAAUGACGAGAUGUUACGAUAGAAUUAAUUUUAAUAGGCACUUAAACUUUACUUGACGUCUAUUGGGUUAAAAAAAUAAAAGCCUACCACUAAGGGCUUCUUUGUAACUGUAACGUCGCUGCUCGUUACUUUAUUUGCGUCGUGACUGCUUUAAAGAGUUGUAACGUCAUUUACGGCAGCACACUGCUGACUUCGCGGUCCACUGCAAUCUUAAUAGAGACUGAGGGAGCACCAGUCCGUCCACUGGAGUGGAGGGAGACAGUGGAAAAAGAGCAUCCAGCAGAGCUUCUCUCGUCUGUCACCGCCGUCAAGUCAGACGUUAAAAGCUGGGGCACCACCGGAAUUGAAGUUCUCACUUUCAACAUAAAAGCGCAACUUCACGGAACGAAGGCUAGCCACGCUGGAAGUCGCCUCCUAUGUGGCCGUCGGGAGUGGGGAGCAGGCAGCCCUGCCCGCGGGAGUCUGCGCUGCGCAGGGCGGCCAUCAGCGGCAACAUCAACGCCCUGCCGCCGCACCACGUCCCCGGCCGCAGCGUCCGGGUCUUCAUCUGUGCCAACCCCGACGACACAGAGGCGGAGAGAAAUGCGCUGAAGGAGCACGUCUAUCCCAAACUACGAGACUUCUGCAGGGAGAACUAUGGAAUUGAAUUCCAGGUGGUGGAUCUGUACUGGGGUGUCGAUCCAGAGGAGUGGGACAGUCCAGAGCUGCAGCGACUCCGAAUGAAACUCCUGGAGGAAUGUCUGAAGACCUCGGCUGGACCGUGCUUUGUCGGUCUGGUGGGAGAAAAGUACGGCAGCAUCCGAGUGCCGGGGGAGGUGGAAUCGGCCGAGUUUGAGAUGAUCUUGGAUGCAGCUGUGGAGGCGGGGCUGGACACACACAUCCUAGAAGAGUGGUACUGCAGGGAUGAAAACUCGGUGCCACCCGCAUACUACCUCAAACCCAAAGCCCAAAUGCUCAAGAACUACCAGAACUCUAUGGAGCCAAGCAGCGCAGUCAAGACCAAGAACGACAAGGCCUGGAGGAACGUGUCAGAGGAGAUCAAGAGGAUCUUCCGAACGGCGGUGCUGCAGCUUCAAGAGAAAGGGACCAUGAAGAGCGCUCAGGCCAAGAAAUUCCUUUGCUCUGCCUUGGAGGAUGAAUUAGACUUUGCCCUUGGGAAACAAACGCCUGCCUUUCUCAGGAAAUGUGUCUGCUACAUUCGCAAGAUCUCCAACUUUGACCGCUUCGCCAAACUCCCUGAGAUGGCUCGCUACAUGGACAUCGUGGUCAGCAGCGAUCGGGUCAUGCGCAACCAGGAGGCCUACGAACGCCUCCUGAAGGUGCGGGAUGAGUUCAUCCCCACGGUCGUGGCCGCCUCCAAUCUCCGCGUCUAUUCUUCUGUCACCCAUUGCGACAUGAAGUUAGGCUACUCACAAGAAGUGGAAAGCCACUAUGUAGAAGGUCUGUGCAAGCAGUUCUACGAGGACAUGGUGGACAUCAUCCAGGCCACGGUCCAGCAGAACUUUGACACGGAGACUGACCCGCUGUACGACGAGAUCCUGCAGCACCUGUCCCUCUGUAAGUCCUACGCGGCCCUCUACGAGUACAAGACCGAGUCUCUGGAUUAUGUGCAGGAGUAUCUGAUGCCGUCUAAGGGGAGCAGGACGAGCCCUCUAGUGGUGUACGGGGGACCCUGCACCGGAAAGACGCUGCUGCUGUCCGAGGUGGCAAAACAGGCCUACACGUGGCUGCAGAAAGAGAUGGGCCCUGAAAGCGACCCAGUGGUCAUUGUUCGUUAUAUCGGCUCCAGCCAGCUCUCCACAGACCUACGAACCCUCCUCCAGAGCAUCUGUGAACAGAUUGCAUUAAACUACCGCUGCCUGAUUCACUUUUUGCCUAACAAGAUUCAGGAGAUGAAGGAACUCCUGAUCAACCUCUUAGGGGAACCGUCAUUCCACAGGCCCUUGGUCAUUGUCCUAGAUGCCCUGGAGCAGCUCUCUGAUGCCGAUGAAGCUCGCAAGCUGUGGUGGCUCCCCAUACACCUCCCUCGGACGGUCCGCAUUGUGGUGUCAACGUUGCCCAAUAAACACGGCAUCCUGCAGAAGCUUCGCCACCUCAUCCAUGAUGAGGGGUAUUACGUUGAAUUAAUCCAGAGAGACCGCAAAGUCUGCAGUCAGACAUUAAAGCAGCAACUGCUGGGUGUGAAGAGAAAGGUCACCUCAGGCCAACAGAUCUAUGUCAAUGAGGCACUUGCCAAGUGUACUUUGCCAAUGUUUGUUAACCUCAUCUACAGGGAAGUAGUUCACUGGAGGUCACAUAAAGAUGUGGACGAUAGGUCGCUCUGCUCGACGGUGCACGAAAGCAUAGAGCAGUUGUUCUACUCUGUGGAAAACAAGUUAGGCCAACGAUUUGUCUUCAGAGCACUAGGGUAUAUCACCAUGGCCAAGGCUGGGCUAACUGAAGUUGAGCUGGAAGAUAUCCUGUCCCUUGAUAACAUAGUUCUCGGUGAUGUCAUUGUGGCAACUUAUCUCAAAAACCCAUUGAGAAUCGCCUAUGACUUGAUUGCAAAGCUCAGAGAGGAGCUUGAGGGGUAUCUGGUGGAACGUCAGGUACGGAACGUCACUUUGAUGGUCUGGGCCAACAGGCACCUGCACCUUAUUGCCCAGAAGCUGUACCUUAGCAAUGAGGAGGACGUGCAUCAGAUGCAUAGCCUCUUAGCUGAGUAUUUUCUAGGGGCAUGGUCAGGGGGCAGAAAGAAGAUCUUUACCUACGAUAACAACCAUUUCACUUCCUUGAACAUUUCUCAUCACAAAAACCCUCACCAUCAGCAGUCCCAUGAAAAGACAUCUUCUGAUAAGUACUCCUAUGACAGACAGACUCCUGAACAACCUUGGGUGUUCCAGUGCAACCUUUUGGAGCCUGACAUUUUCUUUGUCAACCACAGAAAAAUGACAGAGCUGGUGUACCACCUUACCAGGAGUGGGCGUACAGAUGACCUCAUGUUUGGUGUCAUAAUGAACUUCAGCUGGCUCUACACAAUGAUCAAGAUUGGCCAGUUUGAAAAGGCUCUAACAGACAUUGACCUAGCUUACACUUACACCCAAGAGAAAGAGCUGAAGUUUUUAGCCACAACUCUCCGUAGCAUCAAAGUAAAAGUGCUGAAGAAUCCAGCGUCGCUGUCUGCAGAGCUGCAGCAAAGACUUUUGCCAGUUGUCACCUCUCUGCCUAAACUCAGACACCUCCUUCUGGAGUGUGACAAAGAUGGCCCAAAGUACUGCUCUAUUGUGCCUCUCCACUCCUCUAUGGAUGUUACUUACAGUCCAGAGAGGCUUCCUCUUUGCUCCAGCUACAUGCAGAUUGUGGAGAUCUUGCCCACUCUAGCCCCAAACAUAGUCCUCGUAGCACUGGAAGAUGGAUCUGUCAGCACCUGGGAUGUAGAGAGCAGGCAACUUCUACGGCAGAUCGACACAGCCAGAUCUGUUGUGCUGGGAAUCAGGUUGACCUCUGAUGAGAAGUAUCUGGUUGUGGCCACAACUAAAAACACACUGCUCAUCUAUGAUAAUCACAAGUCCUGCCUUUUAUCUGAGGUUGAAAUCAAGGGCUCCAAGCAUGCUGGCAUCACUGGUGGCGUUGCCUUCAUUAAUGGUUUUACUUUAUCUACCCAUCAUGCUUUGGCAUGGCUUGAGGCUAGUAAAGAUGUGAACGUCAUUGACCUCCUCUAUGGUUGGCCUUUGUACCAGUUCCACUGCUGGUAUGAGGUGACUUGUGUUCAGUGCUCGCCAGAUGGAAUGUAUGCCUUCUGUGGCCAGUACCUCAACACGGUCUCCAUCUUUCAUCUUGGAAAUGGUGACAAGUUGGCCACUGUGACGUCUGAGUUUUCUGGAGGGUUUGUCAAGUCCAUUCUUGUACUCGACACUCUCAACCAAAUGGUGAUGAUUGACAAUGAAGGCAGUUUGUCCGUGUGGAACACCAAAGAGGUCACUAACCCGAAGCUGAUGGAGGAUUAUGAUUGUAGAGGGGAUGAGAGCGAAGUAGUGGGCAUUGAGUUAGCGGAAGACCAGCGUUCCAUUCUCAUUUGCAAGGCUAGAAGUAUAGAGGUGCUGGACACAAAAGUAUGGAAAAUGGUAGAAAAGUUUAAAGCCAAACGUAGUGAACGCUUUGUCGCUGCUGUACUCUCCAAGAAUGGCCAAAGCAUUGUGGCCUCCAUGGAAAAUACCUCCUCUAUCUUUGUCUGGAGGAGAGACAGUGGACAGUGCAUGGCUAGCCUGAUUGAGAUCUCAGGGGCUAUCGUGAAACUCAUCAAAUCAAUCCACCACAACUUGCUCCUUUCGGUUGCCAGCAGUGGAGUUCUGUCUGUUUGGGACAUUGAUAUCAUCACCGCCAUGUCCAACAUUGACAAAACAGGGAAGAAGAUCCAGACCUUGCAGCUGUCUGGCAGAGAGGACUAUGUGUUUACCAUGGACGGCUCAGAAGCUGUCCACAAGUGGAACUUUAGCACUGGCUUCAUUGAGACAGUCUUUAAGCACGAGGGCAUAGUAGAGAACUGUGUCCUAACCUCCUCAGGGGAUCUCAUGGUGACUUCGGAUGACAAGUCCAGUCAGUAUGUCUGGCAAACCAACACAGGAGAAAACAUAUUCCGCAUCAAUGGACAGAGAAUAUCACAAUUGUUAAUUACGCACAAUGACCAGUUUGUGGUGUCCCUUUGUGAGCAGAAUGCCUCCAGAGUGUGGAGGCUUGCUACGGGACACAAAGUCUGCAACAUCUUAGUUACCCUCCAGAAUGCACUGAUCACCACAGCGAACACUUUCCUUGUGGGAACGUCCAAAAACAAGCUUCUCGCUGUCAGCCUGUGGUCAGGCAGCGUAUCAAAGAAGUUUGUCUGCGAUGAUGGUAUUACCAUUGUCAACUUCAAACUCAUUCCCGACUGUCCUGACUGUGUAGUCUUCAUCACAUCCACCGAGACAGUCUUCAUCUGGAGCGUUGCAGAUGAGUCUGUUUGUAGGAGAGUCCAGUUGCCAGCCAAUUUCCUCAAAAAUCUAGAGGACUUCCAAAUCUCACCCAAUGGGAAAUUAGGAAUUGUCUCCAAAGGUGACGAGAAUAUUAACGUCUUGGACCUUCACAGUGGGAAGCUCAGGCUUGUUCAUGCCGCGGGUAUAAUUUGGCGUCAGAAGUUAUCAAGAGAUGGACGUUACCUUGUAUACAUAUGUUUCCGGAACUGUGACGAAGACGACGACGCGGGCGUUGUGUCCAACCUGAUCGUGAUGCGCCUUGCCGAUGGCAAGAGCAUUGGCACAUGCUCGCUUUACAAGACCCCCACCUUCCUGUCUCUCUCCCAGCGAGCGCUAAACAUCAUCAUCGGCUUUGAGGAUGGCAGCAUUGGCACGUACACAGUAGUGGAUCGUGUGGAUGCUGCCCUCAAGAUAAAGAUAGCAACCUCCAACAGCCGCCAGAUUGUCAACAAUGCCUCUCAGAAGGUCCGUCCCAAAUGCAGCAAUCAUUCCUUUAAGACUGUUGCCGACUGCAUUUGGAGAGAGUCGACAGAGGUCUUUUCCAGGGACAGCCCCAUCAACGUGUCCGACUCUGGAGAAGGUGAGUCGACAACACCUACGAAAAAGACUGAACUGCUGCAGUGACGGGUGGAGAACAGAGGAGCGGGAGGAGCUAAGGUGGGAGGGCGGAGACAGGCGACAAAGCUUAGAAUCUCUGGGGUCGCAGUUGAUUCUUGUUUACAGCCACGUGAUUCAGCUGCAGAUGUCAGCCCUAUGGGUAGUUAAUGGGCCGACCGGUUUUUAUCGCUGCACUCAAGUUAUGUAUGAAUUACUUCCAACUUACGACACACUUUGUUUUACGCAUUAAGACUGUUAGAAAAUACUGUUUUUUCAAAAGAAAACAAAUGUAAAUCGUGUGAAGUAUUAGUUUGCCAUUAUGUGUCCUUUUGCAUUUGAAGAACAAAGUUAUGAUUCAGAUGUCUCGUUCAAACAUUUACAAAGCCAUUCCAGUGAUCUUAGCCACUAUCAUCCUACCAUAUCUUAAUUUACAUUGUGCACAUUAAGCCAUACUGUUGUUCGUAAAAGAGUAUAUUCAUGUUUGUAUUAAUAUCAGGCUGUACUGUACAAAAUGGAAGAACUAUGAACAUAUGUACAUAUCUCUUUUUGGCUGCUGCAAUUUGUCCUUAAAAAAACAAAACAAAAAAGUUAUGUUGUGCUUAAUGCAAUCAAAGUGAGUGCCUGGAAUUUAAAAUGUUCUUUAUGUGCAGAUUACAAGAUUUAUGAAAAUGCAGGGAAUUUGUACACACAGUCUACGCACCGUUGCAUAAUACUUGCAUUGACGCCAGAUGUGAACGAUCAGUGUACCGGUCAACAACGCGGGAGAUGGAAGGCAUUGCUCUCUGUAACGAUAGUUGUAGAAAUUUCUUGGAACAGUUUACGUAAAUUGGAUGUGAAUUUGCCUGCAGUUCCAUCAGUUUGUCUGCUGUUCGUUUUUUAAGGGAAACACCACUAUUGAGCAUAAAAGUGUAGCAUAGCACCAUGCACAUUCACGCCUUAACCAGUGUAUUUGCUUUAGGUUUAGUGGCGUUUGUUCAAGUGUUUCAGUGUUAAAGAAAAGAGUGAUUAGCCCAGUGUUUCUCUGAAACAGCUCGGCCGUGUGAAUAUAUUUAGAAGUGUAGGCUGUAGGUGGAAGCACUUUAUAAGUGGUUUUUGUGAGAAAUUAUUAGAUUUAUUCAUAUGAGACGUAUAAAUUGUUGAAAGUGAUCUAGGUUUGUCUUAAGAUUUAUCUACAGAAAGACACAAGCUAUUCAGGCACUUGCAGGCUACAGCGGGCUCACUUGAAAUGCUAGAGUCUCUUCAUAUGUGCCUGGUAUCAUUAAAAAUGUCGAUGCUGUCGUUUUAGCAGCUGACGUCAUAGUGGAACAGCUUUGGUAAUCGGUGGUAUUAAAUUUGGGUCGGUACUUGAGAUUGUUUGUCACCCUGUGUAAAACACCUUGGACAAGACGCUGAAGAUUGUGAAUGUGGAGGAAAAAUGUAUCUUGUGGUGGAUAUUUCAGCACAGAUCUAAAGCAGAAGUUACAUUUUAAAUGUACAUUUUUAAGUUGGACUUUUUGCUUUUAUUUCAAAUUGCGUGCCACGUUGACACUGUUACAUUUUUCUUACACAUUCACCAACUUUAGUUUUCAUGCUGUUUUUUUUUCACAACUUCUCAGAAGGCGAUUUCUAAAUUCUUUCUGAACUCUAUUAAAGUCAUUCUAGGAGAAAAUCUCACCACUCAGCAGCCAUCUUGCUAACACCUCCGGGCCCUUAAAACUAGUGCUAACAAGACCAACCCCUUAUCUAAGUCAGUGGGAAGAGACCCAUUACUUUAAUCCUGUCGAGGCCACUUCAGUCAGAAUUGGAUUUGUAUCCUGUCCUCAGUAACUUUUAUAUGGUCCAAGGUGCCUGGGACCUUCCAGCCCGUCCAUAUGUUGAAAGCAGGGAGGGGAGCACCAACACCUCCUUAACAGGGGAGACUGAGCACCAGUGGCAUUAGACAGAGUUGGCCAAUAGUGGGUUCCAAAGAAUCUUGCAGAUGUAAUAGUGCACCCUAACUGAAGGUUACUUUCAGCCACUCCUUUAUUCAAACGGGGUCCCAGCGGGUAGUUCCACAUAUUUGAUUUGGCAGAUGUUUAUGCCGGCAACUGCCGAGGCAUUUGUGUCUCCUCCCAGGAUCAAACUAGGGAUCUUUCUCUUUCUAGAAAAAAGUGGAAAGUACCAUAUUAUGGAGCCACUAAUUGAAUUUUGCACAUAGGAUGGACAGAAGAGAAUCAACUGAGCCAUCAAAUGAAGUGCAGGCAGAGAUUAACUGUGUGCCGCGCCAGAAGUAACAUUGUGCCCAUUUUCAGUGAUCACCUGCAACAGCAGUUACAAAGUUUAGCGACUUUACUUUUACUGAGUUUGCACAACUUUAUGGCUCAGUCUUGAGUGCCAAUAUGAUCAACAGUGCUGUAGUAGGAUUCCACUGUUUCAACAAAUCUGCAAAAAUUCCUAGAUAUUCCACAAUCAGUUGUAAGUGUGGGUGGAAAUGAGGAGUUUAGGAACCCCAGUAACACAGGCAGGAAGUGGCAGACUACCUAACAAUAAAAAGCGCGGUUGUUGAUUGAGCUCCAAACCUCCUCUGGCAUUAACGUCGGCACAAAAACUGUGUGCUGGGAGCUUCGUCGCAUGGGUUUGCAUGGCUGAGCAGCUCCUGUAGCUGUAGCGUGUUGCUGGCUCAGUACUUUCGUCCACGUAGCGUAUUUCUAGCUGCAGCUCUUUGGAGAGGUGGGAAGUACAGCCAUCUUUAAACAUUUGUGUCUCUCUCUGAUCUUUUUGACCCUUGCUUGAUAAAUCUGACCCUGAUAACAUUAUGACAUGUUAAACUGUUGAGAUCAGCUGACAGUCUGAAGGAAUAUUGGAACAUCUUUGAGCUCGUACCUUGCAGGUGCCAUGGGUGGCUUUUCUUUUUUCAAAGCAUGACUGUAAUUGAAUUUAUCUCAAGCAGUUUUGAGCUGUGGUGAGUCCAAACUUUACUGACGCAUGACGGAAACAACAAACACACACUUUCACUUUGACAUAUACUUUUUAAAGGGCUAUUCCAUCUUAUUCUAUGUUUACCAGUUUUGAAGAGUUAAGAUAAAGGCCCUUGGAUAAUUUCAAACUAAGUAGCAGCACCAAGCUUUAAAACACUUUAUUUCCCUCCGACUCAAGAGUUUAAAAAAAAGAUGUUCUUUCAAGUAAUUUGCCAAAGUCCCGAUUAUAGUUUGUGAUUUACUUUUGUCGACAGUUGUUUCUGAGGCUUGUACUGUAAUUAUAUUGUUACCAAAUCGUUUCAGUGUUCGACUGUGAUUAUGUUUAUGAUAGAGAAAAACUUGCUAUCUUUGCUAAAGAAGUUUAAAAAAAGAGUCCUCUUAUAAAAUAUAUCGGAAUGCCAGUUUAAGAGUAUAUUUGAAUGUGUCCAUAUGGAAGCCAGUAAAAUGGUAUUAUUGUAUGUUAAGUAACUUGAAUGACUUUUAAUAACUUACAUGUUUGCAACUCAUAGUUGACAUACUGGUAAUGAAUGUUUCUAUGGUAUUCUUUGUAUCGUCAGGACUGACUUACCUGUUUAGAGAUUUAUAUUUUCAUAAAUGUUGUACUUACAUUUUGUUACAGAGUUGUUUAACUGGAAAUUCAAAGAGAAAAAGAAACUUACGUCUGAAGCAAUAUGAACCUAGUGUGUAUGCAUUGUUUGUAUGAAACAUUUUAAUGUAAUAAAAUGGUUCACUUUUUGCCUCCA
Messenger RNA from Oreochromis niloticus (Nile tilapia), 9393 nucleotides. It is a transcript of the gene nwd2, whose product is annotated as NACHT and WD repeat domain containing 2. Gene Ontology annotation, molecular function: protein binding. The record is from RefSeq and is a predicted model, not a curated record. Lineage: Eukaryota; Metazoa; Chordata; Actinopteri; Cichliformes; Cichlidae.